Acaulospora morrowiae is the source of this 402-nucleotide messenger RNA. Lineage: Eukaryota; Fungi; Glomeromycota; Glomeromycetes; Diversisporales; Acaulosporaceae. The record is from the annotation of a GenBank genome assembly.
AUGUCUUCAAAACCUUUGACUGAUCUCGAUUCAAAUUUGAAAUUACUGAGAACCUCACUGAAUGCAAUAUACGGCUACACUGGUAAUAUGCUCGAAGCGAAAAUUUCGCAAGGGCAAAGAAAUUCGAGACAGGCCGUUCCUUUUGAACCUUCGCGAGAAGAUUUAGAACAAUUAGAAUCCUUUAGGAGGCAAUUCAAUGAAGUGUGUGAUGAACUUUAUUUGAACUUGCAACUUGCUAAAGAAACCUUUGAAAGGGAACUCGAGUCAAAAGGUUCUGCUAGUGAAAGCAAACGCAAAGACGAUAUUUUUACCACAGAAGAGGCUAAAAAAUAUAACGACCGAAUUGCUUUAUUAGAAAGGAUUUUUGAGUUGGAGAGAUCAACGCCACCCGAAAAUAUGUGA